This is a messenger RNA of Aphanomyces astaci, 1581 nucleotides long. RefSeq lists its product as hypothetical. Gene Ontology annotation, biological process: DNA integration. Lineage: Eukaryota; Oomycota; Saprolegniomycetes; Saprolegniales; Verrucalvaceae. The record is from RefSeq and is a predicted model, not a curated record. The coding region runs from base 1 to 1581 and encodes 526 amino acids. The transcript is spliced from 6 exons. Gene Ontology annotation, molecular function: nucleic acid binding.
AUGAUGGGGUUGGUGGAGAGGUUCAACCGCACCAUCAAGGACAUGGUCGCCAUCGAUGUGUCUCCGACGCAGAACGACUGGGACGAGUGGUUGGCCACGCUCACAUACGCCUACAGCACAGCGACCCAUGGCACCCACGGGUUUCCACUCAUGGAAUUGAUGAUGGGCCGCGUGGGCAAGUCCGUACUCGACCUGCAAUUCCCCGCGGCACCAAUCGUAGAAUCAAUACCCGUCUGGAAUCGGCGGUUCGUGGCCAAACUCACACGGAUCUGUGCAAUCGCCAAAUCGACCUUGGCCCCUGCACAGGAAGAGACGGCACGACACUACAACAAGGGUCCACGCGACCGGAUGAAACUCCGACCGGGCAUGUGGGUUUGGAUCGCACGCGACUGGCGCGACAAGGGCACCAGCAAACUGAAGCAUCGGUUCCGCGGACGCUGGCUUCGAAAAUUGGCGGGCUUGAAACCCGGCGGCGAGGAACUGGACAAGACGAGGAACUGGACAAGAAGCGGAGCAGCGCAAGACAACGCUCAGAACACGCACGAGCAUGACGUGAGCACUUGGACGGCAUCUGGCAGCAAGCUGAUUGAGUUCGCUGAUGCCGCGGCGACUGCUCAGUGCCUGAUUCCAAGGUUUACCACGUUCGGCUGUGUUGACACAUGGGUGCCAGAUGACGGUUCUCACUUCAAGAACGAAGUGAUCGAGAAAGUGCAAAAGUUGGUGGGUGCCCACCAUCAUAUCACGACAGCCAACAGUCCUUGGGCGAACGGGACUGUAGAAGUAGUCAACCGACUAGUGCUGCGCGCCGUGAAGGCGCUUCUCAGCGAAAUGAAGCUGAACGCGGAUGAAUGGCCGCAUGUGUUGCCCCUCGUUAAAGGCGCCCUCAACCAUCAGCCGGCGGACCGGCUGGGUAGACUUGCGCCUGUGACAGCGUUUUCUGGCCUACCAGCCAAGUCCCGCUGGCAGGAUUUGUCCACCCGACGGCCAAGGAAGUUAACGUCGAGGACUGUCUUGGCGCCGCCCGCGCUUGAAGAAAUGCAUCGCAAGGUGGCGUUUCGAAGCCACAAGUUGCGUCAGCAAGCGCAUGGACGUCGCGACCGAAAGUCCCAAGUCAAAUUUGCCGGUUUUUCGUUCGGCGAUUUUGUGCUCGUCGGAUCGGUCGUCUACCGUCCGACAAAAUUAGCCCUGCAUUGGCGCGGACACUAUAAAGUGACAACAGUCAUCACAGACCAUGUGAUGGAGACUCAGCAGCUAGUGCUAACGUAUGAACUCACGGUCCAUUAUGCGUGCCGGCUGAAGAUAUCGCGUUUGGCGAUGGGCCGAUUUCACGUGGAGCGCCUGCACGAAGCGCGAUUCGUGGAUGGACAACCCCAAGUUUUGGUGAAGUGGAUUGGACUCUACGACGAAGAAUCGUCCAGGGAACCUGCGUCGAAUUUGGUGGACGACAUUACAGUCGUAUUUCGCAAGUGGGCGGCGGCCAACAAGGAAGACGCUGCAGUGCCGCCAAAAUAUCCAUUGGAGCUGGAUAUUUUUGGAGGGAUGGAUUGGCCCUUUUCCAAAAAGAGAUUGGUGUAUUUCUAA